AUUCUGACAUGGUUGGUCCAGCUGAGCCAAGAUGGCGGACGUCGACGAACAGCUCACUGAUGAGGAGAAGGUCCGCAUUGCUGCCGGUUUUGUUAUCCACGCACCACCUGGAGAAUUCAAUGAAGUUUUCAAUGAUGUCCGGCUACUGCUCAACAAUGACAAUCUGCUCAGGGAAGGGGCGGCUCAUGCCUUUGCCCAGUACAACAUGGACCAGUUUGCACCCACCAAACUUAAGGAAGAUCAGGUGUUGAUCACGGAGCAUGGAGACCUGGGAAACGGGCGAUUCUUUGACCCGCGAAACAAGCUCUCGUUUAAGUUUGACCACCUGAAGAAAGAGGCCAGUGACCUGCGGUCCUACGAGGGUGAAGCAGCUCUGGAGCCGUGGAGGGACGCGUGUGACACUGCGCUCAGGGCCUACAUCAAAGAUCACUACCCUAGUGGAGUGUGCACUGUUUAUGGGAAAACCAUUGAUGGCCACCAGACAAUCAUUGCCUGCAUUGAAGGACAUCAGUUUCAACCCAAAAACUUCUGGAACGGUCGCUGUCGGUCCGAGUGGAGGUUCAGUGUGUCUCAGGGCGCGACUCAGGUGGUGGGUGUGCUCAAGGUCCAGGUGCAUUAUUAUGAAGAUGGCAAUGUGCAACUGGUCAGCCACAAGGACAUUCAGGAGUCUCUCACUGUUUCUAAUCCGAAGCAGACUGCUGAGGAGUUUGUUAAAGUUAUUAACAACGCAGAGACUGAAUACCAGACUGCAAUCAAUGAGAACUACCAGAACAUGUCGGACACCACCUUCAAAGCCUUACGCCGACCGCUUCCCGUCACCCGUACCAAGAUCGACUGGAACAAGAUCCUCAGCUAUAAAAUCGGCAAAGAGAUGCAGAACGCUUAGAGCUGAGCCGGCAUGCCUCCCCCUCUGCUCGCAGCACAAGCCAAGAAAUGACCUGCGGGGAGCCUGGGCUUGAGCUCGAGGCCGGGGCCAGGCUUGGGCACAGGCACUUAGGACAAAUGUGCUAAGAAAUGUCCUUAUUUCCUUUUUCUGUUUUGUUUUGUUUUUGUUUUUUCCCUAAAAGCCCAGGUUUAACCUCAGCUAAAGAGACUGCCUCCUUUUCUGUAUUGCCAGAAGGCUAUGAGAUUGUUCUGUUGGGUGUACAGUAGCAGUGGUCCUUGCUGUUGAACCAAUACCUCCUGCAACACCAGUGCACAGGGUCAGAAAUGUUAUACUUUUUAUCCCCCACCUCCCUGAUUUAUACGCAUCACUCAGAGAGGGGUUUCUGGACACCGCUUCAAUUAUGUCCUUGACCAAAUGUUUAAUCUCCACUAAUUAAAAUGCUGUUUUUAAAUACGCUUUGGUAUAGAGUUUAAUUUUGUAAACCUUCUUGAAAGUUAUUGAUUUUAAUCCAAAAUUCCAGGUUUUUUUCUUUUUUUCAAUCUUAAGCAGAUGGGUUUUUUUUGUAUGAAGAAGGUUUAGGGUGAUUACUGCUUAGGUUAAAGCCCUUUUUUUCUACUUUGAAUAGCCUUUACACACCUUCAUUAACAUUUACAUGAUCUUGAUUUGGAUUAUAAAAAUAGUUAAAUAAAUAAAACUAAACAUCAGCUCUCAAGACCUCUAAAAGUGUUUAUAUAUGUUCACAUUAUUGUCCUCAAUUGAAUUUUUUGAAAUUGUUUCCGCCAUUAGCUUAAACUAAUCUGCAGUCCAAAAUCAAGUCAUUUAAAGUUAUAUGUUUAAGUAUGUCUUUGUUUUGGCAGUAUUAUACCUCUCUGUCCUGAAAACUCCUCAGUACCUGAGUGAUAGAAGCAUAUUUACACCAUUUAAAGCUCCACAUACAAAAUCACUGCUAUUGGAAUAUAUUAUUAUGGACAAUAACUUAAUACUCUAGGGAUCAUUUGUGAGGUGUGUGUUUGUUUCACCCGACAAAUGAAAAUUGAACAGGGUUUCCUGAUGCCUGUUUUAUGCCAAUGUUUAAUCAGCACAAUAAUUUCUUCCCUGAAAGCAGUGUGUAUUGACAGUACUUCUUAAGUGUACUGCCAUUUGAAAAUUUGCCAAAACAAAAAACCCCACCAACUGUGGUCGCAAUAUCGCCCCCUGGUGUCUCCAACUGGUAGCAUUACUGUAUGCAGUUCCACAGUUUAGCCUCAGUUUCUGCUUCCUUCCCGAGCAUUUGCUAUUUUUUUAUAUAGUGUAUGAACAAAUAGGAUUCCGGACAAAUAAAGUAUUUGCACCAACUUG
Messenger RNA from Ictalurus furcatus (blue catfish), 2224 nucleotides. It is a transcript of the gene capza1a, whose product is annotated as capping actin protein of muscle Z-line subunit alpha 1a. Gene Ontology annotation, biological process: actin cytoskeleton organization; barbed-end actin filament capping. The coding region runs from base 32 to 886 and encodes 284 amino acids. Gene Ontology annotation, cellular component: F-actin capping protein complex; actin cortical patch. Gene Ontology annotation, molecular function: actin filament binding. NCBI's taxonomy places the organism in Eukaryota, Metazoa, Chordata, Actinopteri, Siluriformes, Ictaluridae. The transcript is spliced from 9 exons. The record is from RefSeq and is a predicted model, not a curated record.